CACAGCCUAGCCUUGCAAGCACUCUUCUCGCUGCGUUUCGAGAUCUCUUUAUGCUUAUUUGUGCACUGUAAUAUAGAGAAAGUGCAGUAGAAAUGAUUUAUUAUUUAUAAAUGUACCUUUUGAGGCGUCAGUACUACAUUACAGGGUGUAUUAUUUUGGCUAGCUAUCUGGUUUCUGUAUGUUAACGUUAGCUAAGCUAGUUACAUAAUGCUAGGAGUAGCUGCUGUUUAAAAACGUGUAAAAAAAGAAGCGAAAUUAGACUUUUUUUCGGAAAAACAAAACUUGAAGACAUAUAUGAAGGAGUUAAAAACUCAGAACCAGGAGUUUUAACCUGCUGUUUAAAUCGAUGCUCAAACGCUUGACGGAUAAAAAUCUAAAGAAACAGGAGCACAGUGUUGUCUUAUUGAUCUCCUUCAGCUCCGUUUAGGCAUUUACUCAAGAUGUCCGAAAUCAUCCUGACGUUUCAGACCCAGCUGUCCGGAGUUAUGGAGACAGUCUUUAAGGCUGCUAUAUUUGAGAUCACCAGGCUGGUGGAGGACAGUUUCCUGGAAGAAGUGUCCCGGAGCCGUGAGCAGGUGGAGUCUCUGAAGAAGAAGCUGCAGUGGUCUGAAAGUAAAGGCAGGAGAAGAUGUGCUGAUUGUGGCAACAACAAAGUGUCCAGUGAAGAAAGACAAGAGAAACCAGCCCCAGUACAAACAGGUAUGGAAAACGCUCGGAUUCUUAAACAGGAGAGAAGUGCAGAGGAGAGCUGGAAAAGCUGUGGAGUUGAGAAGGCUAUUGAACUUUCUGGAAUGAUGGAAUCGGAGCCUGUAUCCAGUCCGGUUAAGGCUGCAGAGCAUGCGGUUCAAGAGGCAGGAAAGAUGGACUGUAUGCUGAAAUCUGAGUCCGUUCAGACUGCCACUGCUACUGAGCUACAAGAUGAGUGGAAACUGAGUACUGAAGUAACACAAGGUUCUGAUAACUCUGCUCAAAGUAAGACGUACAGUGAGCAGGAGCUACAGCAGAUUCAGAAUGACUGGAGCUCUGGGUUGGAUCAAGCCCCUGAACCUGAGCAAGACAUGGACCACAUCCAGGGUCUGCUCUAUAGAACUCGCUACAACAUGGAGGACUUGGGAAGCUAUAGCAACCAGGAGCUGGAUAUGGGAGGGAUGAAUGGCCUAGCAGAGCCUCCUCAGAGAGCCGGAGAGGUUUUGGGAUUCGGGGUGCUAGCAGGAUCGUUGCAAACUGACCUGGGCACAUCUGAGGAAUGCAGAAGACAGCUGAAAAAUAAACGAGGUAACAAAGGCUCGCCAAUGUUACACAACACUUCAGAUACCGCCAACAUGGACUGUUUGCUUAUUAAUGAGGAGGGCUACUUACAGGAUGUAAGCAGUCUCUCUCAGGGUCCAGGUUCACAUGCUGGAGACUCACAGGGACACCCGAUGUACAGUAGAGAUACAGGUAAUGAUGGCACUGAUUGCUUUUACAGUGGAGAUGCAUUCAGCCAGCCACUAGAGCUGAAUAAUGGAUCUGCAGGAAUGGUGGUAGAAAGAGAGGACCAGGAGCAUGCUUGCUCUCAGUGUAUGAUCAGUUUCCCAGACCAGGUUUCCCUUAAAGCGCACUUGAAUGGUCACCGUCAUCGCAACAUCACUACUUCCUAUGUCUGCAACCAGUGUGGGAAGAAGUUCCCUCAAGCCUGCAACCUCAAGGUCCACCAACGUGUGCACCAGAGGGAGGGUCUGCACCUGUGUAGUCACUGCGGGAAAGGCUACACGUCCUUCACCGACCUGCGGCGACACCGAUGCAGCCAGGCCGGAGACAAGCCCUACAGCUGCUCGCUGUGUGGGAACAAGUUCAGCCGCCUGUGGAACCUUAAGCUGCACCGGCGCAUCCACACACAGGAGAAACCGCACCGGUGCAGCAUGUGUGACAAGAGCUUCACCCGGGCGGAUAUCUUAAAGGUCCACCAGCGCACCCACACCGGAGAGCGACCGUAUUCCUGCAGGGUCUGCGGACUCACCUUUAAACGCCUCGACCAUCUCAGAUCACACCAGCGCAAACACGGAGCCAAUCUGAGUAACCACCAGAACUAGCCGUCUGUAGAAUCAUAUAGUCUAUACAGCAUGACUUUUUUUUUUUUAAUAGGUGACUAAUUUACAGGAUUGUACGUUUAGUCCAAACACUGCAUGUCAGUGAAGGUUGCAGUGGAAGAAGGAGCAGGUUAGUGUAUUAAAUGAGCAGACUUAUAAAGCAGAUAUAAUGCACUAUGGAUUGUACACAGCUCUCCUGUGUGUAUAUGUGGUUUUUGUUUUGUUUUUUGUUUUUUUUUUAAAGAUAGUCUUAUUUAUUACAGUUGAUAUUGCAAUUUUCAUAUCUGUAUAAUUUUAUUUGCUUCAAAAAUAUUAACUGCAGGUUUUUUGUUUUUUUUAAUUAUUGUGGUGUUUUUGUGAGUCCUAAAGUUCGAUAUGACAAAAAAUAGUUUCCAGUAGGCUUUUACAGGGCAUAGAGCAAGACCGCAAAAUUGGUUUAUUUUUUUAUGACUAAAAAAUGUCAUGGUAAUUUUGGGCUGUUAGUGAUUUAAAACAAGAAUUGAGUGCACAAGUUUGAAUUUAUUUUGGAUUUUCUCUAAUCCACACAGGGUCAAAAUUAUACAUACAGGCUCAAAUAUAUACAUACAUUCACUUAAAUCUAUUAAUAAGUGGUGCUGAAGGUUCUACAAUGUCUUUUAACUAGACAAGGCCAAGGCCUAUUAACUUCUCGUUAGUGAUCAUGAUUGACUACAACUGGUAGUCUCUUUUUGCCAGCAUAAAAAAAGAUUUGUUUGACAGCACUCAUUGGAUUGACCAAUACUCCGGACCAUGGGAAAGUCCAAGGAACUCCGUGAAGAUCUAAGAAGGAGAAUUGUAGAUUUACACAAGUUGGGAAGGUCUCUUGGAGCCAUUUCUAAACAACUGCAGAUUCCAAGAUCAUCAUUUCAAACAAUUUGUACGCAAGUACAAGUUAUUCGGACGUGUCAUCACUUUGGAAAGGUCUGGAAGAAGACCCAAACUGUCACCCUUGGAGGAGAGGAAAUUCGUUAGGAUGUUCAGGAACAACCAAGGCUCAAGCCUGCCAUGAACUGGAAACUGCUGGAACACCAGCGUCACUGUUCACAGUGAAGCAAGUUUUACAUCGCCAUGGACUGAGAGGGUGCCGACCAAGAAAGAAGCCCCUGCUCCAAAAUCGACACUUUCGAGCUCGACUGAAAUUUGCAGCUGCCCACAUGGACAAGCCAGAUGCCUUCUGGAGAAAAGUUUUAUGGUCAGACGAGACAAAGAUUGAGCUAUUUAGCCACAAUGACGAGAGGUAUGUUUAGAGGAGUAAAGAUGAGGCUUUCAAACCUAAGAACACUGUACCAACUGUCAAGCAUGGUGGUGGUAGCAUCAUGCUCUGGGGCUGUUUUGCUGCCAGUGGUAUGGAAUAAUGAAGAAGGAGGACUACCUCAAUUCUUCAACUUCACCUCAAAUCAACAGCUAGUUAGUUGAAACUUGGACACAGUUGGGUGUUCCAACAGGACAGUGAUCCCAAACACACAUCAAAACUGGUUUUGGAAUGGAUAAAGAAGGCUAACAUUAAGCUUCUGGAAUGGCCUUCCCAAAGGCCCGACCUCAACCUUUUUAAAAGCCAGGAACCAGCCAAUUUACAGUAAAUGAACUCUACCAAUUCUGCCAAGAAGAGUGGUCAAAUAUCCAGCCAGAAUUAUGUCAGAAGCUUGUUGAUGGCAACCCAAAGCAUCUGGUCGAGGUGCAACUUGCUAAGGGGCAUUUAACCAAGUAUUAAUGGGGGUGUAUGUGUAUAUAUUUGAGCCUGUGUGUAUAAUUUUGAUCCUGUGUAGAUUAGAGAAAAAAUCCAAAAUAAAUUCAAACUUGUGCACUCAA
Molecule: messenger RNA, 3896 nt
Organism: Neoarius graeffei (lesser salmon catfish)
Lineage: Eukaryota; Metazoa; Chordata; Actinopteri; Siluriformes; Ariidae
Exons: 4
Coding region: 441-2072 (543 amino acids)
Biological process (GO): central nervous system development; regulation of transcription by RNA polymerase II
Cellular component (GO): nucleus
Molecular function (GO): DNA-binding transcription factor activity, RNA polymerase II-specific; RNA polymerase II cis-regulatory region sequence-specific DNA binding
Source: RefSeq, a predicted model, not a curated record